Messenger RNA from Mesitornis unicolor (brown roatelo), 385 nucleotides. It is a transcript of the gene SEC61G, whose product is annotated as Sec61 gamma subunit. Lineage: Eukaryota; Metazoa; Chordata; Aves; Mesitornithiformes; Mesitornithidae. Gene Ontology annotation, biological process: post-translational protein targeting to membrane, translocation; protein targeting. The coding region runs from base 5 to 211 and encodes 68 amino acids. Gene Ontology annotation, cellular component: Ssh1 translocon complex; membrane. The record is from RefSeq and is a predicted model, not a curated record. The transcript is spliced from 3 exons. Gene Ontology annotation, molecular function: transmembrane protein transporter activity.
AAUCAUGGAUCAGGUAAUGCAAUUCGUGGAACCCAGUCGUCAGUUUGUAAAAGACUCCAUACGACUUGUUAAAAGAUGCACCAAGCCUGACAGGAAAGAGUUCCAGAAGAUUGCCAUGGCAACAGCAAUAGGCUUUGCAAUAAUGGGAUUUAUUGGUUUCUUUGUCAAAUUGAUCCAUAUCCCAAUCAACAAUAUCAUUGUAGGCGGCUGAAUAUUCAUCGUGAGGAACAAGACAUUGUGACACUUGCUGCAAAGAUUUCACAGUGUUGUAACUUGUUUGCUAUUAAACAAGCUCAGUUUAUGUCCAAACAUUCAUGUCAUCUUACUCCUUUUUUAAAGUGUAUGUGAUCAUACCUGUCUACAUUGAGGGCUUUUUUUUUCAGUA